AAAACCCUUUUUUAUUAUUAUUAAAAGCUGGAAGAACGCUUUUUUUUUAAAUGUAUAUAAGUUAAUGGAAGUAAUGGAAAAUUUUUCCAUUUUUUCCCUCUCCUCUCUUUUCUUUAUCUUUUUAUGUGCUUUUUAAAUAAUUAAAUUUCCUGUCGUUCUUCCUUCUUUAUUAAUAGUCUAUUUAUUUAUUCAUUAAUUGAUUUAAUAUAUACGAAUAUAUUCUUUAAUAGGGAAACUGAAGUUUUUCCAGUACGGGAAACUCUUUUUACCUGCGAAAACCUGGUUACUAAGCACUUUGAUAGAUCCUCUUAUGAUGACUUUGAUUUUAAUGCCGACGUUAGUUGGCCUGUGGUAUUUUCUUUAAGUUUAUGUAUUCCGCCUGUAAUUAUUCUCUUCGGAGAGUUAACUACCUGGGCAUUUUCAUCUAUGGAAAGAAAAACUAUAACUGUAAUAUGCUGUCCAGUACAAAGAUUAGUUCGCCGGCUCCUUCGUUUUAUUGGUGUAUUUCUCUUUGGAUUGGCUAUGACAAUGAUUUUUGUUGAUGUAAUAAAACUGAUGUGCGGCACAAUAAGACCAAACUUUUACAAGAUUUGCAAGCCAAAUGUAGCGAAUUGUGACGUCAAUAUAUUUUACAAUGAAACUGUUUGUCAAGAAACAGACAAAAAAAUAUUAAGAAAUGGGCGCUUGUCGUUUCCAUCUAUGCAGGCGGCUGUAACAGCAUUCUCGGCAUUUUUUUUAGCUGUCUAUUUGAACAAGGCAUUUGAAUGUAAACCAAUUAGGCUACUAAGACAAACUUUUGCGCUGGGAUUUGUGAUGUUGUCAGUAAUAUGUUCUUGUGCAAGAUACGGUUUAGGAGAAAGUCAUUGGUCUGACGUCUAUUGUGGAUUUGGACUGGGUUUCCUAUUGUCUCUAUAUAUGACUAUUUACGUCCUGAGAGGCUUUGAAGAUGGCUGUUUCAAACACAUGACGAAAUACGUUUAUCAUGGAAAUAACUUGGACAAGAAGGAUUUCCACGAUAUUUACAGAGAGAAUACCCUAGAGCGAAAUUCAGCAUAUUCGGGUCCAACUAUACCUAGACCUUUAAUGAAGUAUCAAAACGACCAUGACAUCGGAAUGACAAAUCAUCAUAGAAACCGUCAUAAGAAUACAUUUCAGCGUGAUUUACAAAGGAAAAUUGAUAUGAGAAGCUACAUGCACCAAAAUGACGCUUUUUACGACGACGAAAUGCACAUAUAAGACAAUUUUUUUACAAGCAAAACUAUCGAGUAAAGGAAUGAUAAUUUCACAUACGGAACACUGUAAAUAUAACAUAUAUAUAUAUACUGUAUAGUAAACUGGUUAAUUUCCAACGUAGAAUAUUUCAUUAACACUGUAAAUGAUUGAUAAUAGACAUAAAUAUUUUUUAUGUUUGCUAUUGUAAAAGAAAAAUUGAUUUUUUUAAUAAACAUUAGAAUAAGCUUUUACUUUUCUUUUC
Messenger RNA from Dimorphilus gyrociliatus, 1474 nucleotides. The record is from the annotation of a GenBank genome assembly. NCBI's taxonomy places the organism in Eukaryota, Metazoa, Annelida, Polychaeta, Dinophilidae.